This is a messenger RNA of Heterocephalus glaber (naked mole-rat), 4326 nucleotides long. It is a transcript of the gene Plekhn1, whose product is annotated as pleckstrin homology domain containing N1. NCBI's taxonomy places the organism in Eukaryota, Metazoa, Chordata, Mammalia, Rodentia, Bathyergidae. Gene Ontology annotation, cellular component: mitochondrial membrane; cytoskeleton. Gene Ontology annotation, biological process: response to hypoxia; 3'-UTR-mediated mRNA destabilization; positive regulation of apoptotic process. Gene Ontology annotation, molecular function: phosphatidylinositol phosphate binding; phosphatidylserine binding; phosphatidic acid binding. The record is from RefSeq and is a predicted model, not a curated record.
AGAGGGGCGUGGCCCUCUGGAGUGUCGGCCUCGGUGUGGCUGAGCUUGGGGUCUGAGUGGCUGUGGCUCUUAGGCUGACUGUGUGUGUGACAGUGUGUGCAUCAUGUCCUCCUGGGCGGGGGUGACGGGACUCAGAUCCAAAGUGAGGUGAGGAAGUGGACACUGCCACACCCCGGAGCUCAUCUACCGAAAGUCUGGGUGAGAUCGAAACUGAGAGGCACUGAGUCAGCCACGAGCAGCUCCACAGGUGGCAGGGUGGGGCCUCCCAGUUGGGAGCCAGGCUGUUAGCCACGCCAAGCCUCAGUGUCUUCCUGGGGUAUCCUGCAGGCGGCUGCUGUCGGUAUCAGAAAAAGCAGCCCUCUACAGUGGCCACCACCAUGUCCCCCACACAACAAGGAAGCAGCCCCAAGGCCCUGUCCACCUCCAGCCCCCCUGGGACUGAGGGCCAGCUGGGGGAGAGACCCAGCCCUUUUCCCAACAUGCUGGCAUUGGGCUGAGAGGUCUGACAGGAGCCCCCUGACCACUGCAGCCCUCUCCUGAGGAACCAUACUGGCCAGGGCGGGUGGGCUCUGCUGCACCCCAGGCUCCAGGAACACAGGGAGAACAUAUGUGACUCUGGGCCAGGAGCUCAGGCAGAGCUCUCACCCUGCACUCCUGGGGGCAGCUGGCAUGGACUUCAAAGCCCACCUCUCCUGCCUGUUUCCUCCAGGCUGGGACACCUGUGCUAUCCCCUCCUCCAUUCUCUGAGGUCCCAGGGCUCCCCAUAGGCAAGUGGCAGCCGCAUAAACCAUGCUGCCUCAGAGAAGUGGGUGGAAGAGGGUAGCUGGCCUGGCCCAGUUGGGUCCCUCCCGGUGGCCCCAUCUCAGAUGCUGCCGCUGACUGCUUGGGCCCCAUUCCUGCAAUAGGACCCUGGGGAAGUCCCCGGAGGCAUGGUGGCCCGAGUGCUCCUCCUUUCCCCAGACAUCCAGACACAGUAGCUGGAGAAGGGACAGGGCUCAGUGAGGCACAGGGGUCGGGGUGGGUGGGGGGUUGCUGAGGCCAGGCGUAGAGCCAUUCCCCUGGGCCCUUCACCUGAGCUCUGUAGUGGAUUGUGGACCUCUGCAAUGACUUGGCCUUGGCACAUCUCCAAGUUGAGUCCUCACCAGGGCCCCAGGGCUGAGCCUGGGCUGCAGGACCAACUGCAUAGCCCUUCCUGAUUCAUGGCAUUUUUUUUUUUGGUACCGGGGAUCGAACUCUGGACCUUGUGCUUGCGAUGCAGGUGGCGGCUCCACUGAGCUAAAUCCCCAGCCCUCGUGGCCUAUUUUUCACAGCUGCCAUCCCAGAGUCAGUUCCCACACUGGGUGUGGAUGCAGGAGGCCUCACCCGGAGGCAGGGAGGCCAGGCAGCUGUGUGUUUGUCUGUUCACAUUCCUGGACUUACCCAAGAGGUGGCUCAGCUUGGCCAGGACACAGCCCAUGCAGGUGGCCCUUGGCAUCCCCCAGAGGCACUGUGACCCUGCCCCACUUAGCCUUGUGUAGCCCAUUAUCACCCAUCCCCUAUCUGUCCCCUAAUCUGACCUCAAACCCCUCAUUUACGGAGGACUCUGAGCCCGAGUUGGCUAAAUGCGUGGAGGGUGCCCCUCCUUCCCUCCUCAGCAAACAUGCGCUACCCACCAUCCCCAGAACAUCCCAGGCCCUGUCCUAGGCUCUGGGACAGAGCAAGAAACAAAGAAGCAAACAAUUUGUCCCCAUUCCCAUGGGAGAGACAAACAACUGAGAGAGACAGCAAGUGAGCCUGUGCUGAAGAGAUGGGGGAGAUCUGGGCUAGGCCCCGAGGGGCGGAGUGGAGUUAAGACUGAGGGUCCCAGCAGAAGGAAGAGCAAGAGCGAAGGUCCUGAGACAAGCAUGUCCCUGAUUCAGAGGGAAGAGAAGGGGAGAGAAGUGGGUGAAAGGCUGGUCCUGGAGACCUCCCCGGCCCCGGCAGGACCUUGGCUUCUGCUGUGAACAGGGUGAAGGCAGGUGCAGUGCCCGCCUGGAGCAGAGUGGCUGGCACGGGCUGUGGAGAGCUGGCUGACAGCUUUUCUGGCCCCGGGUUCGUGGAUGACAUGUUGGUAGCUCAGUGUGAUGAGAAUACGUACACCAAAGAAGCUGGCAGAGGUUACAGAUCAGGGCCUUUGCUUUUCUGAUUUCUGCAUCAUUUUGGUUUGUUGUAGAACCAGGUAUUGAGCAUUAUCCCCGCCUAGCACCCCAGGCUCCUCCAGAUCUGGUGAGGACAUCCCCGGCCCGGAGAGACGGCCAGAAGGCCUAGAGCAGCCAUUCCUGAGUGUCUUCAAGAAAGGGCGUCGGCGGGUACCAGUGAGGAACCUGGGCAAGGUCAUGCACUACGCCAAGGUGCAGCUGCGGUUCCAGCACAGCCAGGAUGUCAGUGACUGUUUCCUGGAGUUGUUCCCCUCCCACCUCUACUUCCAGGCCCAUGGCUCCGACGGCCUCACAUUCCAGGGGCUGUUGCCACUGUCAGACCUGAGCAUCUGCCCACUGGAGGGGUCCAGAGAGCAUGGCUUCCAGAUCACAGGCCCACUGCCUGCCCCCAUCCUCGUUCUCUGCCCCACCGAGGCUGAGCUCAGCAGCUGGCUCUACCACCUGGAGAAGCAGAUGGCCCUGGUGGGGGGACUGCAGCACUGCCACACAGCACCCCCGCAGGGACCCCUGGGCAACGAGCUUCCCUGGAUGGCUCCCCAGGGCCGCCUGAGCCGACUGCAGAGGGCAUCAGGGCGAGAACCACUGGGUGGUGCCAUCUGUGCCUCAAGGGUCAAACUGCAGCACCUGCCCUCCAAGGAGCAGUGGGAUCGGCUCUUGGUGCUGUACCCGGAGUCCCUGGCCAUCUUCUCUGAGGAGCCAAGUGGGCUCAGCUUUAAGGGGGAGCUACCACUCAGUGCCAUCCACAUCAACCUGGAGGAGGAGGAGAAACAGAUCCGCUCCUUCCUGAUAGAAGGCCGCCUCAUCAACACCAUCCGCGUGGUAUGUGCCAGCUACGAAGACUACAGCCACUGGCUGCUAUGCCUUCGGACUGUCUCCCGCAGAGAUGGGGUGCCCUUGCUGCCCAGCCUCGAGAGCCCCCCAGGGCUGCAGGAGCCCACACGGGAUCGGGCCAACCCUGACUGUGCCAGCGUUGGGCAACGGAGGGCAGAGCUGAGACGUGGUGGCAGCAGCCGGUCACCCAGGGGCAAGGCCCAAAGGGAGGCACCUGGCGCAUCAGCACCACCGCCCCUGCACCUGGACUUGGCCCAGGUGGGCAGGCCAAAGCUGGAGGGUGGCCCAGAAGCCCCAGAACACUCUCUAGCAGCUCCACACUCCCCGCUCUAUGCUGAUCCCUAUACCCCACCCGCCACCUCCCACCACAAGAUCACAGAUGUCCGCGGCUGGGAUGAGUUCCUCAGUGCAAUGCAGAGCUCGCCUGGACCUGAGCUUUCAAGCCCGUUCCCCCCGGUUCCUGUGUCCGUGCCUGUCUCCGACCCCAGCUCCAGACUCUCCAGCUGCCCUGGCCCUGCAGAUCCCCACUUGUUCUCCAAGAAGGCAGCCUUGCCAUCCCGAGCCUCUCGGAGGUACCAAGGCUCCGUCAAGGGCCGGGGGCCUCAGCCCUCAGACUCCCCUCCGCUGAUGGCGAAUCCCCCACCUGGAACAAGACUUCAUCUCCCUCCAACCAGAAGUGGCCACCGUUUAGGAGGCCUGAGGCAGAGGCAGGGUUCAUCCAGUGGAUCUGAUGGCCCCUUAGCAGGGCUGCCUCUCAGAACCCCAGCCUGCCAGUGCCAGCCCUGCCAGGGGAUCCGCAGUGCCCCCAGUACCCUGCUGCCCCACAUCAGCUCUGCAGUCAGGGUCUAACCCGAGCAGGCCACGGGUGCCUCCAAACCCUGAUGGCAGAGAAGCCCCCCACCCCGCCCCGCCGCCGGCCCUGGCUCCCCAGCUUCACCAGCAGCUGUGGCAGCCAGGAGGAGGUGCCUCAUCCCUGGGGACACCCUGGUCAAUGUGGCUGGCCACGGCCCAGGGAAGGACACCGGGGAGGUCCUGGAGAGCCACAGUAGCCUCCCCAAAUGGAGGAGGGGACCUGAUGAGAAUGAUGGCUGGAGUGGGAGCAGUGCGGUUAUGAAGGGCAGAGGGCUGAGCAAACCUGUCGGGGUCAGAGUAUGUGAGGGCAGACGGGUCAGAGGCCAGCCAGGUAUGAGCUGUUACGUGCAGAGGUUUGAGAGUAUGAGUAUAUGGCAAGGAUGGUGAGAGAGCCCUGCACUGCUGGAUGUGUAGGGAAGGGCUGGUUAGAGACACUGGUGCCAUAAACAAGAAAGGGGAGUUUUUA